Molecule: messenger RNA, 2023 nt
Organism: Macadamia integrifolia
Lineage: Eukaryota; Viridiplantae; Streptophyta; Magnoliopsida; Proteales; Proteaceae
Product: synaptotagmin-1
Exons: 12
Coding region: 209-1828 (539 amino acids)
Cellular component (GO): endoplasmic reticulum
Molecular function (GO): lipid binding
Source: RefSeq, a predicted model, not a curated record
UUUUUUUUUUUUUUUUUUUUUUUAUCAAUUUGGUGGUUUCUGAUGUUGAUCUGGGGAAGAAUUUGAGAGAGGAUUGGAGAUGGGUUUUGGUGGGUUUUUAUGGUUUCGGUUUUGUUAGGAGACUUUUGGUGAUACACAUUGCAGAGGAAGGAAAAGUGGGUUUCUGUUUUGUUCUUCGAUUUGAGACUUUCUCGGAAGGAGAUUAGAGAUGGGUUUCUUCAGUACUAUAUUUGGGUUUUUCGGCUUUGGUGUGGGAAUUACAAUUGGACUUGUAGUUGGCUAUUUUCUCUUCAUCUACUUCCAACCAACUGAUGUGAAGGAUCCCAUAAUUCGUCCGUUGGUGGAGCAAGACUCGGAAACCUUGCAGCGAUUGCUUCCUGAGAUACCUCUUUGGGUGAAAAAUCCAGAUUAUGAUCGUGUCGACUGGCUAAAUAAGUUCAUUGGAAUUAUGUGGCCUUAUUUGGACAAGGCCAUCUGCAAGACUGUAAAAACUAUUGCCAAGCCCAUUAUUGCUGAGCAAAUUCCAAAAUAUAAAAUCGAGUCAGUCGAAUUUGAAACACUUACAUUAGGCUCCCUACCGCCAACAUUUCAAGGUAUGAAGGUCUACACUACCGAUGAGAAGGAGUUAAUUAUGGAACCAUCCCUAAAAUUUGCAGCGAAUCCUAAUGUCACUGUUGCUGUUAAAGCAUUCGGAUUGAAAGCGACUGCGCAGGUGGUAGAUCUACAAAUCUUUGCCUCUCCACGUAUUACCCUGAAGCCAUUGGUUCCAAGCUUUCCUUGUUUUGCCAAAAUUUUGGUAUCACUCAUGGAUAAGCCACAUGUUGAUUUUGGACUGAAGUUAGUGGGGGCGGAUCUUAUGUCAAUUCCUGGUUUGUACAGAUUUGUCCAGGAGCUAAUCAAGGAUCAGGUUGCGAAUAUGUAUCUAUGGCCCAAAACACUAGAAGUGCCGAUUUUGGAUCCCACAAAAGCGAUGAAGAGGCCUGUCGGAAUUCUCCAUGUGAAGGUUCUACGGGCAAUGAAGCUGAAAAAGAAAGACCUUAUUGGGGCAUCAGAUCCAUAUGUUAAAAUGAAACUUACCGAGGAUAAGCUUCCAUCAAAGAAGACAACAGUGAAACAUAAAAACUUGAAUCCUGAAUGGAAUGAGGAAUUUAAUAUGGUCGUCAAAGACCCACAAUCUCAAAGUUUAGAGCUGAAUGUUUAUGAUUGGGAACAGGUUGGAAAACAUGACAAGAUGGGUUUGAAUGUUAUUCCUAUAAAAGAUCUUACUCCUGAUGAGACAAAAGUUAUGACUAUUAAUCUGCUUAAAAACAUGGACCUUAAUGAUGUUCAAAAUGAGAAGUCUCGUGGGCAGCUUGUUGUUGAAGUUACAUACAAACCUUUUAAAGACGAGGAUAUACCAAAAGAGUUUGAAGAUUCAAAUACAGUACAAAAGGCCCCUGAAGGAACACCAGCUGGUGGGGGUGUGCUUGUGAUUGUAGUUCAUGAUGCUCAAGAUGUCGAAGGAAAGCACCACACAAAUCCUUAUGCAAGGAUCCUUUUUAGGGGGGAGGAGAGAAAAACUAAGCAUUUAAAGAAGAACAGAGAUCCAAGAUGGGAAGAAGAGUUUACAUUUACGCUAGUGGAACCACCAACUAAUGAUAAAUUGCACGUUGAAGUAAUCAGUGUCUCAUCGAGAAUGGGUUUACUUCAUCCCAAGGAAACUCUUGGCUAUGUCGACAUCAGCCUUGCUGAUGUUAUCAGCAACAAGAGAAUCAAUGAGAAAUAUCAUCUCAUUGAUUCGAGGAAUGGAAAAAUCCAAAUUGAGCUACAAUGGAGGACAUCUUCAUGAUGCUACUCUCUGCGACACAUUGGAGAGUUUGGUUGGGGAUUCGCUGACAUGGAAGACAUUUCAUUAGUUUUUCUUGUUACAGACUGAAUCAAAUUGUUUAUCCAUUCCAACAGUAGUAAUAAUAUCCAAAAUUGUCUUCCCUGUUAAAAGUUUGUAACCUCUGUUUAAAGGUUUGUAGGCUGUGUGAUUAUCUUC